GGCAUUACGAUUUCGCGCCAAAAAGUUUGUCAAUGUGUCAAAGUUGGGAUUUGUGUUUUAAUUUCUGUGCUUACUAAAUAUUUUCUGUUUCUUUUGUGUUAUUGGGUUCUAAGUUAAAUAAAUACCAAAAAAUGGCUAUGAGAGAUUAUGCAGCUGACAAAGAGUCCUUUAAAAACUUUUUUAUCGACUUUUGUCAAACCGAUGAUGAGGGCCAUAAGUUUUUUAAAUAUUCUGAACAGCUAACCAAGGUAGCACAUAGGGAGCAGAUAGCAUUUGUAGUUGAUUUGGAUGAUUUGCAUGAAAUGAAUGAAGAACUUUGUGAAGCUGUAAUCAAAAAUACUAGGCGUUAUACAAAUAUGGUUUCUGAUGUAGUGUAUGAUAUGCUACCAGAUUAUAAACAAAGAGAGGUUGAAGCCAAAGAUGCCCUCGAUGUAUAUAUAGAGCACAGAAUUAUGUUGGAAUCAAGAAACCACAGAAUUCCAGGUGAAAUGAGGGAUCCUAGAAAUAGAUACCCACCAGAGCUCAUAAGACGAUUUGAAGUAUACUUUAAAGAUUUAUCUACAUCAAAAUCAGUACCAAUCAGAGAAGUAAAAGCUGAACAUAUUGGCAAAUUAGUCACAGUGAGAGGUAUUGUCACAAGGUGCACAGAUGUUAAGCCUCUGCUCAUAGUAGCGACAUACUCAUGCAGUGCUUGUGGAGCGGAGACAUACCAGCCAGUAAGAGCACUGCAAUUCACUCCACCUCCAGCAUGUACUGCUGAUGAAUGUCGGCUGAACAAAACUGCUGGACAACUUCAUUUACAGACGAGAGGAUCUAGGUUCCAGAAAUUCCAGGAACUCAAAAUUCAAGAGCAUUCCGACCAAGUGCCAGUGGGUCACAUUCCCCGCCAGCUAUCUGUUUACUGCCGCGGCGAGACAACUAGACGCGCUCAGCCCGGCGACCACGUGGCGGUCACUGGUGUGUUCUUACCACUCUUGAAUGCGGGAUUCCGACAGAUGGUGCAAGGGCUGCUGUCUGAUACUUAUCUGGAAGCACAUGCUGUAACUUGCUUAAACCAAAGUGAUGAAAGUGAGCUAGCUGAAGCACUGACAGAGGAGGAAUUGGCGGAGCUAGCAGAAGAUGACCUAUACUCUCGUAUGGCCAGAAGCCUGGCCCCUGAGAUUUAUGGACAUGAAGAUGUUAAGAAAGCCUUGUUGCUGCUUUUAGUAGGGGGAGUAGAUAGGCGUCCCAAUGGCAUGAAGAUUCGUGGUAACAUAAAUAUCUGUUUGAUGGGUGACCCUGGGGUGGCGAAGUCCCAGCUGCUCAAUUACAUCGACCGGUUGGCGCCGCGCUCGCAGUACACCACGGGCAGGGGCUCCUCUGGAGUCGGUCUUACUGCGGCUGUUAUGAAGGAUCCAUUCACUGGCGAGAUGAUGCUAGAAGGCGGCGCGUUAGUGCUCGCAGACCAAGGCGUGUGCUGCAUUGACGAGUUCGACAAGAUGGCGGAAACUGACCGUACAGCUAUACACGAGGUCAUGGAACAACAGACUAUCAGUAUAGCUAAGGCGGGUAUAAUGACGUGUCUGAACGCGCGCGUGUCCAUCCUGGCGGCGGCGAACCCGGCGUACGGCCGCUACAACCCCAAGCGCACCAUCGAGCAGAACAUACAGCUGCCCGCGGCGCUGCUCUCGCGCUUCGACCUGCUCUGGCUCAUACAAGACAAGCCCAAUAGGGACAAAGACCUGGAGCUGGCGAAGCACAUCGCGUACGUGCACCAGCACUCGUCGCAGCCGCCGAGCGAGGUGCGCGCGCUCAGCAUGCGGCUGGUGCGGCGCUACGUCGCGCUCACCCGCCGCAAGCAGCCCGCCGUGCCCACUCACCUCACUGACUAUAUUGUUUCGUCAUACGUAGAGCUGCGUCGAGAGGCGCGCAAUAGCCGCGACGUGACGUUCACAUCAGCGCGGAACCUGCUCGCCGUGCUGCGGCUCUCAACUGCGCUCGCCAGACUCAGGUUAUCGGAUGUGGUUGAGAAGGAAGAUGUGUCUGAAGCAAUUCGCCUCGUCGAUAUGUCGAAACAGUCGCUGCAACACGUCGAAGAAAAUGUUCAAAGAGGUAUAAGCGCAACAGACAGAAUCUUCGCGGUGGUGCGCGAGCUGGCCGGCGGAGCCAGCACGGUGAAGAUCGCUGACGUCAUCGAGCGCUGUGUGGACAAGGGCUUUAAACCCGAUCAGGUGGAUGCGUGUAUCGAAGAGUAUGAAAAUUUGAACGUAUGGCAAGUGAAUCAAGUGCGGACCAAAAUUACGUUUAUGUAACAUUGAUGUUUGAUAAGAUCUGUUUUGCCUAUGUAGCUAUAAGUUUUGUGAAUGAUCAAUAAAUAUUUUUUUUUAAUAAAUA
Zerene cesonia (dogface butterfly) is the source of this 2373-nucleotide messenger RNA. RefSeq names its product DNA replication licensing factor Mcm7 (gene Mcm7). The record is from RefSeq and is a predicted model, not a curated record. Bases 132 to 2291 code for a protein of 719 amino acids. Gene Ontology annotation, cellular component: nucleus; MCM complex. Gene Ontology annotation, biological process: DNA replication initiation; DNA strand elongation involved in DNA replication; DNA replication. The transcript is spliced from 16 exons. Lineage: Eukaryota; Metazoa; Arthropoda; Insecta; Lepidoptera; Pieridae. Gene Ontology annotation, molecular function: single-stranded DNA helicase activity; single-stranded DNA binding; ATP binding.